Papilio polytes (common Mormon) is the source of this 14297-nucleotide messenger RNA. RefSeq lists its product as uncharacterized. NCBI's taxonomy places the organism in Eukaryota, Metazoa, Arthropoda, Insecta, Lepidoptera, Papilionidae. Bases 663 to 12923 code for a protein of 4086 amino acids. The transcript has 6 exons. The record is from RefSeq and is a predicted model, not a curated record.
UGUCGGGAGCAUUAAACAAGUGCGGAAGCCGUACUUUUUAAUAAUAUACUGAAAAUCGUGUAUUUGUGAUCUCUAUUAUUGUAUUUCUUGUUGUUUUAUAUAAUGAUUUCCGAAAUUGUUAUUUCAUUAUGUUGGUGGUUUUGAUUUGAUUGUCAAUAACUUCACAGUGGUUGUGCGGGAGUGAUUGCGCAUAGUGUUAUUGUUUUGUGGAAAAAAACAGUGAAACUUAAAUAAAUCUUGCUUAAAAACUGUAUGAAUUGUUAUUAGUCUUAUUAUUUAUAUACAACUUUUUGUUUUACAAGUGUAAUAUGUCAGUCUUCACUGUGGUGUUAUUGUUUGUUGUGAGCUGCGGCCUGCAUCAAGCUGGCUGUCUCGACGCACGUCUGCUGUGAAGAAAAUCGUAGUGGUUAUUUGCGUAUUGGCCACACCGGGGAGAAGGCGCCACGUGUGGACCUGUGUUCAACCGGGGGCGGGCGCUCUGCGCCGCCCCACAACGGCAGAUAUACCCUCCAGAUGGUUUAUUGACAUCGGGAAAAACCAAGCAUGAUGUAGGAUUCGAUCCGGAUAUCUUCGCGCCGGAUCCAAUCGCAUCAGAUGCUUAUAUCGAUGUCAUUUAUGCAGAAUACGUGCUCCUGUUGACACCGUUCGAAGGGAUAGACACGAUGAAUACGGGGGAAGAUGAACCAGCAACUGGUUUAAAUGGAAGACUGCGACCACGUAAAUCCAUCCCUAGCCCCCAAUCCAACCAAAUAUCGCGUAAAUCUGAAAAUAAGACCUUACCGGAUAAGCCUAAAAGAACAACUAAUUUGAAAAUAUCGGCUAACAAAACAGAUGAUCUCGUGAACAAGUCUGAUAAUACGAUUCCACAACACUUUUGCCCCUACUGUGACAAAACAUUUAUUUCCAAACAAACUGCUUUGAAGCAUGUUCAUCUCAUCCAUAUUUCAUCCUCAAAACAAGACUUUUUUUUUGAUUGUCUCUUCUGCAAUCAUGUCGCGCAUAAUUCAAAUAUUAUACAUCACAUGGUGGACAGUCACCCAAAUCAAUAUUUCGCUUGUCUUGAUUGUCAUACUAGAUUUCCGUCAACGUCAGAUGUGGCACAGCAUAAACUUAAUGUCUGUGAAAAGCAAAAGCUUCCUUAUCGUAGUAAACUACGCCAGAAAUCAUUGGAGAACAAAAAGUCGUCAAAAUCAGAUACACAGUCUAUUCUCCGUGAUAACAAAGACUUUACCGAAGGUUUUAAUGGGAUAGUUAUCUCAUGCGAACUAAAACCUACUAAAGUACACGAUGAUGCUGAUAUAGAGGAUAAUAUAACAACAAAUUUAAUAUUGCCUUCGACCAAAGGAAUAAGUCAUAAAGCAGCAAUGGAAAAAAAUGCGAUUAUCGUUUUAGAUGACAUACAAUGGAAUAAACGAAUUCCAUCUAACUUUUCAUUUCAUAACAGUGACGCUGAUCAAAUUUUAACUAGACUAGGGGUGGUGCACAGGUCGCCUAGGACUGGCGAGUCUACCAAAAAAGAUUGGCAAAAGCCAUUUGAAGAUGGCACCGCGCAGAGGUUUGAGAAAUGUUUUGACACGAGUUUUUACGUGAAGGUGGCCAGUAACGUGCAAGAAAAUUUAUUAAAACAUCUUGAUGGAUCUUUUAAUGAUAACCCAGAACCUGAUUCACUUAUUAAAACAAGAAAAUCUAAGGAUUGUGUCCCCAUUAAUACAGCAGAAGGUUUCCCUAUUCUCCUUGCUAGCGAACAAUAUUCUCGCAAUUUGUUUGAUGGUUUCGUGCCGCGUGCUAUCGCACCAAAGCACAAAUGGAAAUGGGAUAGUCCGGAUUAUGAUAGAGCCAUCAUUAAUGUAGACCAAUCAAAGAGUGAUUUACACCUAAACAAUUGUAUUAUAACCUAUGUAUCCAAUUUAGAUAUUUGGACCCAAUUAAGUAUGAGAAAAAAAUUCGAUGACAAAUUUAGUUGCUUACGUUUAGAAAAAAAGACUGAAAGGCAAAAUACAAUCAGCAAGGAAUUGAAAGAAAUACUCGAAAGCAAAGAAAUACCAAUGUUGUCAACACAAACUUUAAAAAGAAUAGGCACACCAACUUUUACCGAAGGAUUUCAUUUUCCCGUUAACUUGGGACUAACUCCAACUACUCAAUCUUUUGUGUUACAACCAGCGGUGCUAAGUGGUGAAUCGGUUCGCCCUCGUUGCUAUGUAUGUUGUGCUUGUGGCGUGCAAGCAAACGAUUCUCGAGCGCUGUCGUCACAUAUUUCAACGCAACAUCCUAAUGCACAAAUCGAACAUUAUGAAAUUGUUGGUGAAUCUCUAUUGAAUGCGGAUAUCUUUAAACAUUUGUAUGUGCCACCUAGUCAGAUAUUUAACCGAUCUCGUCCUCCGAGAGGAAUUCGAGAGUGCACGAAAUGUAAAAAAUCUAUAACCCUUGAAGAUUUGCACCAGCAUAUGUUAGACUGCGCUGGCGACACACCAACUGUACGACGAAAAUGCCGCUAUCGGCCAUUUGGCGUUCGUAAACGUCGUCCACGUCUUCCUGAUAAUAGGAUACGUAAGAAAAUGCGAAAAGAUAUUCGAGCAGGACAGAGAAAUAAUAAAAAUAUGUUAAGGCCUAGACCAAAAACGCGAUCGGAAGUAGGUGACGCUGAAACUAUCCGUAAAAUGUUAGCGGAUCUACCGGCAAAGCGUCACCGAGUUACAGUCAAUCCUUUGAACUCGUUCCCACGAAAGACAUAUGAUCGAAAACGUAAUGAGAUAAUGUCUAGACAACAUUCUUUCGAUCAAAAAUAUAUGAAUGUUGAAAAAACAUCUGAUACAAUAAUUAGCUCAUCAAGUUCUAAUACAGAUUCAAAAGAUUCUGGUUUCACUAAUGAUGAUGACGAUGAAGACGACAAUUUGCCUUUGAGGCCAAAAACAAGGGAUCCUAUAAUUAAAAGUAGUAGCCAUAAAAAUGAAUCUUUAAACAAAAAGGCUAUCAUAAAUCGUUCUAAAAGAAAAUCUAACAAGGAAUUAGAAUUAAUUAUCAAAAAUACUGAAGAGGCUCUUAGUGGAUCUAUCGAGAGUAUUGAACCUGAUAAAAUCUCAUUAGACAGUACACCAAAUCGAGUGGACCUUAAUAGUGAUCCACAAAAAGUCAGAGGACAUUCAAAUCGUGAAGGUUCGAAUAACAGAGAAAGCCCACAAUCAGGUAGAAGCGGACCAGGUGGCAAUUCACAUAACUCAAAUGCGCCAACCCAAAACGUUCCUCUUAAACAUUCAAUUGCUAGUUUGACGGCUGAUUCUGAGACUCACGACAAAGCUGUUCAAUUUCAUCGCCUGUUUCUUGUUCAACAAGAAUGUAACAACGGAGACGAACAUCACUUGCCAUCAGAUCGUCGUGUAUUAUUUGAAAAUGAAGCUGUGGUUACUAAGCUUGAUAAACCUCCUUUACAUUUCAAUCACAACCGCGCAUUCGAGUACCAAAAUUCUCGAAAAAAUAAAUUAAGUAAGCCGCGUAAAGGAUUGAAUGACUGUAUUGCAAUGUUAAAGAACAAAUUGACUCCGAAAACUGAUAGUGACAUACCUGGCCAUGUUUCAGUUCAAUGCGGCAGCGAUGAGCCUAUAGACAUGGAACCUAUUUAUAUAGGACAAGGAUUUGACGUAAUAGAUGCUAAUCAAGGGCACAUAAAUGAAGCAAUAUCACAGCCACAUAUUUCCGCGGAAAAUAAAUCGAUAAACAGUAGUGAUGAUAAUGAUCAUAGAAAUACUCAUAAAUCUAGCACUGAUGUAAUUUCUCGUGAUAAAAUUCACGUGACAAAUACUCGCAUCGAAGAUCAAUGUCAAAAUAAAACUAUGCCACGGGAAAACGACGCUCCAAAUGAUGUUGUACUUUCUCCUACUCAAUUAGCGCCCUUACCUCCGCCAAGGAACACAGUCAUUCACAAGUCUCCAAAAAUAUCAGGGAAUCAAAUGCAGCAAGAGGACAAAAAUAUUUUACAGCCACAGAUAUCUGAAUGUAAAGACUACAGUCGUAAAAAUACAGAUCAAAAUAUAAAGACUACAGAAAUGCCCACGAUGUUGAAAGAUUGUUCAAAAUCAUUAGUUGGACCAGGAGUGAAAAACAGCGAUAUUGUUACCGAUAAAGAUGCUUUGGUAGACUUAACAAGCAACAGUAACCUAAUAAAUCUGACGCGCAGCAAUUACUCGAUUCCUUUAAACGUAAAUUCGGGUACUAUUUUGACACAACCACAUAAUCAAUAUGCAUCAACUAAUAGACCAGAAGUGGAUCAAAACCUUGACGCCUCACGUAAAAUAAAAUCACAAUAUUAUUCAGCUAAAUAUAAUAACAUUCCACUUAAAAUCCCUCCAGCGCAUGCAAGAACAAGUUUUGAAGCUUUAACAACGGUUCCAUUAGACUUAUCUGGAAAAACGGCUCAGGCAGAUAUAUCACCGAUUUAUUCGCACCAAGAUCGUCAUGCUUUAACUAUGAAUAGUCAUGAUAGUUAUGAAACUUUAGAUCUAUCUAAUAAAAAUACAGAUGCUAACAACACAAUUGAUAAUUCAACUGUUGCGGAUGAUGGACCUUUGGAUGUCGUGGUAGAUUUAAGCGUUAGACAAACUCCACAAUCUUCUACUCAAUCAAGUCCUACAAAUUUAUCUACUAAAUCUCCAGAAAAUAGUGAGAAUCCAACUGGCGUGACAUAUGAAAGUAUACAUGAGAAUUUCCCUACUGAUUUGUCAUUGAGAAAACGAACGAGAACACCGUCUACGAGUUUAUCUUCACAGGAGUGUGAUGCUAUUGAUUAUGUACAAGAUCUAUCUAAUCAUAAACCGCCUUAUAAUGGAAAUAGUGAUGAAAAUUUGAUUGUAGUUGAUCAUAUGAAUAAAGAAGGACCAAGAGAUUUAUCAAAUAGACAGAUGGACGAUAAUUUAAUUGUAACAGAUAUACUUUCACAUGAAACAGAUUCUAGGGAGUUGACUAGGAUAUCAAAUACCCAUAUCGCGACAAAACAAUCUCAAAAUGUGAAUAUUGACAAUACCCCCGAUUCUCCCUUCAGUAAUUCAAAUGAAGAUGACUUAAACGUUGACGAAAAUGAUUCAAACUACAUUUUGCAUUCUACAAACAUGGAUUCGAUUAAUCGGUCGCAUAGCCGGAAUCAACUAUCUCCUUUUAAUAAUACAGAUGAUGUUAAUUCUUCAGAUAUUAAUGAAACAAUCAGUAGUGUAAAUUUGGUGCAAUCUAAUGCAGAGUCCAAUGGUGGGCAAAUAAAUGAAACUAUUGAAAGUCAAUCUGCGCAGCCUUUCACGGAGACAAUUUGUUUCAUAGUGCCAAAGGAUCAAUUGCCUUACGAAAUUGACAAUUCUACUUUAAACAUUAUUAUGUCAAAUGGUGAUCCGGUGCCUCUUUACCAGUCGGUUGAUGGUAAUAUCACAACUCAAGAAGCAAGGAAUACGCAAGAAAGUACAACGUCAGUAUAUAGCUUGGAAAAUGUAUCUGUGCCCUUGAAUACUUCCAGUCUUGCUGUAACAAAUUUUUAUAAUGUUCCCGAAGAAACGAUUUCUAGUUCUACAUCUGGUUAUAAUGAAGUUGAAACUGUACGGGACGCCAAUGUUAAUCUUAAUCAUGGAAUUGAAGUAAAUACAAAUGAAAAAUGUUUAAUCUUAAGAAACAAUAACUCGUCUGAAACAAACCGGAUUGUAGAAUAUACUUCAACACACCAAAAUGUAACACCUGAUAAAAAUUGUGAUCUGAGAAAAGAAAUUAUUAAUCGUGAUGCAGAACAGGAUACGGAAACCGCUAGAAAAAUUGCAAUGCUACCUCAAGAACUAGUUGAAAUUUUAGGGACUAUGCCUGUAGGCCAUCGAAAUCAAUUAUUAAACGUGUUACCCCAAUAUGUUUCUGCUUCCGCUUCUAGUACAGGUUCGGAAACCAGAAAAUGUCUAAUAAACAAGCAGAAAGACUUGUUCAGGAAACGUAAUUAUGAUGACCAGCUAUCACACAUGAAUAACCUUACUCAGGCUGUCGAGUCAGAUGUCUUAUACCCUACGUCUACUGUACUUUCUCCGGAAUCAGUACCUCAAUCUGUUAUUCUUAAAGCACCGGUUGUUUCAAAUGAGAAUUACCAGGCAACAACUAAAAUCUGUGACCGCGAAUAUUCAUCAACAUUUACAUCAGAAAGAAAUUCAACACCCGUUCAAAAACGACAAGCGAAAUCAGUUAAUUUUGAGGAAGUGGCCAGUGUCAUCAUAGAUUUAACAGACGAUGAAAAUGUUAAAGAAAUUAUAAAUGACGUACGAAUAAUUGAAAGUGACGUAGUACCAUUGAAUCACGAUUUUGAUAAAAUUCAGAAUUUGGAUAAAUCCUCCGAUUUACUGAGACACAAAGGAAAUAACGAACAGACUGCAAAUUUAAGAGCAGUGCGAAUGAAAACUACCCACGAAAGAAAUAAACAAAUACUGUUGGAAGAUAGCCUGGAUUACAGGAAUUAUCAAAACACAAAUGAUAAUGACCAAAUUAUAGAAAUAGUCGAAUAUGACGAUGUAGACGUAGAAAAUAACAGAAUUAGAGCUUACAAUGAGAAUCUUAGAAUUGCUGAAGAUAGAAUUGAAAUCCCUUUACUAAAUUGCAACGAUUCCAAUAAAUCUUUCAACCGAAUAAAUGAAAACCUAACACUUAAUGGACCUCUAAAUAUUAACGACAGCUUUUUAGUAAAUUCUACAGUUAUACUUACGCCGAUGUCAAACAAAGAAAAUUCAAUUGUUCUUCCAGGAAUUAAUCUUGAAAAAGUAACAAACAACCAAUCCAAUGAUUUAUCAAAUUCUAUGGGCGAAGAAAUAAUUUUAGUGGAUGCUACUGACACACAUGGCAAUCAAAUACAAAUAAUACCAAUGAAUGAAGACUGUCGUUCUUCUCCCCCCAAAAAGCCUAUUGCAAUUGGCGAUGAAGAUUCUGAAGAUGAUGUAACUUUAGCGGUUAUUGUAAAAAAGAAACAAUGCCAACAAACGCAACCUUCUGUAUCUUCUGAUUACCCACCGCAUACAGAUGCGAAAUAUACUGUGAUAGAGAAUAAAAAAGUAAAACAAGAUGAAACGACAAAAUCUGUUCUAAAAUAUACGGCUAUUGAACAAUUACCGAACAACCAGCUAGGUGCCGUUAAAAUGCUCGCUAUUACUUUAGACGAUAUUAAUAAUUUGAAAUUAAAAAGUGGGAACGGCAUUCAUCAGGACAACAGUGAUGUUUUGAGUACAUGUGAAAAUAGCGCCAUUAAAUUGGAUAUGACAAAUUGCAACUUACAAAGAAUGCCUAAAGGAGAACAUGUCCCUCCUAAAGCGAUUGAUCAAAUUAAAACAAAGGAUUUCCAAAAAGUGUAUAAUGAAGAUAUUGAUAUUCAAUUGGUUGCCAACGAUUCUUCUCCCAAAUUGGACAAUAGGGAACAUUGUAUAAUGCAAAAUAAAAAUAUACAAUCUCAAACCGUCAUAAAUGUUAAAGAAAAUCAUUCUAGUAAUGAAAAUCAGGAUGAUGUUUGUAUUGACAAAACCAAAUUCGGUGUUAACUCGCCACAUAUAAGUCAACAGUCAUCAAUAGAAAAUAUUAAGAAAUUAAAAGGUAUACGUGGGAAGCCUAAAAAGAAAAAAUGUGUUAUCCGUAAUUGCAUUCUUCAUAGUUACAUGGGUAAUCUUUAUCGGAAAUCGUUAUAUUAUUCUAAAAAAAGUCUUGCACCUCACCUGCAAACCGUCUGUACUGAAGUACCUAUUUCAAAAAUUAAAAAAAUAGUUCGUUUUGAAAAGCAAAGACAAAAACAAUGUUCUGAAAUUAGAAGGUCGCAACAAACUUCAUUAGGAACUGAAGAAAUUAAUCCUUUACCUUUACGAAGAAGCAGACGCGGCAAAUCUAUGUUUGUGGAUAAUAGUAGUACUGAGUCUUUAAUUCCUACGCCAAUUUCUAAACCCUCAGAACAAAAGCUGCCUCUUACUAAAAAGCAACUAAUAUUUUCUAAGUUGUUAUUGGACGAAGAAAGAAUAACACAACCUAAAACAGACAAAGUGAUUGCAAAGGAACCAGUUGUUCUUAUUAAAGAUGUGAGCUUAACUGGCUAUAAUUUGUCCUCUGUAUCACAAAAUAAUGAAAAUAUCAAAGAACUUGAACAAUCUACUGUCCAAGCUUUAAGUCAAGCCAAAGGAUCGAAAAGAAAGAAAUCUCCUCAAUCAAAGCGGAAAUACAAAAAAUCUAAAUUUGUUGAAGACACAGAAGAUGCUCUGUCUAAAUCACUUGUCACUAAUAUCAAAGAUCCCAAUAGUAAUGAAAUUCCUAAAGGCAAAACGAACAUUCAGUUAAGUCAAGAAAAUGAAUCUUUUAAAUUACUUAAGGACAUAUCUGCUCCUCUACUUAUAGACAAAAAUAAAAACAAUAUGGGAUCUGGUACUAAUAGUAAUAGUGAGAUUGAAUCAACUUUUACCGAAAAAAGGAAAACUUGUACGCUUACUAGUGCUGAUAAAAAUCACAAUACGGAAUGUAAAAAAUCAAAACUAAAUAUUGAUAUUGGAUCCGAAACUAAAAAACUUGAAGAUGUUAAACAGAAUGCUGUGGAAACUUGCAGGAAAAAUAAACCCCGUAAUAAUGAAGUUGUUACAAAAAAUACACCUUGCUACAACAGUCAUACUGCAGCGAGGCGAACUCGAUCAAAGUCUGUUGUUGUUAAGUCUAGUACACCUUUGUAUGACCCUUAUGAUAUAGAUUUAGAGGAUAUGGCUGAGAAAGAUGAUAGUUUUGGGAGAUUACUAACGUCAAAUAAAGCUUUUAGCAAGCUGAGUUUUACUAGAGAUCAAGAAGUUAAGAAAAGAAAUAAAAAGGAACCGUCUACUAGUGGUAACGUCUGUACUAAUACAGAUCCAAAUACUGAGAAAAAUAAAAUUUUGACUCCAGUAAAAGAGUUAAGAGUAAAAGUGAAAUGUACUUAUUCGAAAGAAGAUGUAAGUGACUCCGAUGAUUCUUCUAAAAGUGACAUACCAUUACAAAAAUAUGUCGACGAAAAGGAAAAGAAAAAAUCGAGACAAAAUAGUACUGCAGAUACCAAUAGUUCGGCACAAGAGAACACUAAGUCAGGUAAGAGACAUAAAUCAAAAAAGAAAAAAGAUACACAGAAUGUUACGAACACAACCAAAGAACAACAAAAUAGAGAUGAACAGUUUAUGGAAAGUUUUGGGUUUUUCUCUCAUAGAAAACCUAGAAAAUCGAAUUUAAUUGCCGCUAAAAAGAUUUCGGAAACAUUCAACGCCAUUGAAGCUGAUGACACGAAUGAUGAUGAAAAAAUCCCAAUAACCAAUAAACAGGAACCUGACACUAAAAAGCCUAACGAAGACAAAAGAACUGCUAAUCCCGCACAAUCAGUAACAAAAACCCCUGCGAAACGAGGUCGUAAAAAAGCAAUAGUUAUGAAACCCGCUAUUAAAUUUUGUGUGAUUUGUAAUAAAGAAUUCAAACGUCCAGAUAACUAUUUGAGACAUCAAAUUACAUUACUACACAUUUCCAAGUUGUCAGAAAUUGAAAUGAAAGUAAAAACGACACCCGUUUUCGAAGAGCCGAAUUACCUUAUACCUUAUAAGCAACAGCUUGACCGCCUUAAAAUGAUAAGUGUAUCGAAAAAAAAGAAAAAUGUCAAACCUUCUUCGAAAGCGUCCUUGCCAACUUUAGGCGAAAUACUGGCUAAAGUUAAUAAAACAUUAAGGAAUCAACACUUAGUGCGUCGCAAUCUAAGCCGCGAUGAAGCACUAUUUAUUGAUUGCUGCGAAUUAUUAAAAGAAUCUCAUAAACCAGACGCUUCCAAUAAUACUGAACAGAUUACAACAAUAAUAACUACUACUACCACUGACCAAAUACCAGAAACACAAAACAAUAUUGGACAGGCUACAACGGCGACUAGUAUUGCAGAACAAGUUACAAUAUCCAAUAAUAACGAGGAAGCUUUGGCACCCCAAAAUAAUGAACAAGUAACAUUAUUAAACGAGGUAAACACCGAAUUGACAGACCAGGUCGAAGUGAUACAAAGUGUAAGUAAAAAUGUCAUGAACAGUGACGAAUACGAGUUAAGAAGCGACGGGGAUGUAGAUUCAAUUACAGCGAAAAAUAUACUUGAAAGUGAAGAAGUACGAAACUUGGAAAACGAUUUGCUAUCAGGCUUAAAGGAAGCAGCAGCACAAUCGCUCGCACAAGCAUCUGGUAAUUUCGUCCUUCCCCGAACUUUAAGUGCGAUUGAAUCAGAUGGAACAGAGAAAAUUCAGUCUGUAUCAAGCUCUAUUCUUGCUAAUAAAAAUUGCGAAGACAGCAAGAGGCCUGAAGUAUUGUCAGAACCACCUAAAAAAGUUUCUAAACCUAGAAAGAAACAAGAAAUUAAGGACAGUAUGUAUCCGAAUGUAACUGAUAACAUAAAUAUAUUUGAAGACAAAUUUGACAAAAUUAAAAGAAAAUGCCGGUCAAAAGCUGCAGCCGCUAAACAUGUUCCACCUAUAGUAGAACCCAUUACAAGUCAAAAGGGAAGAAAAAAAUCGGUAAACAAAAGAGGAAGAACAAAUUCAAAAAAGGAUAACUAUAGUGCAAUACCGACAAAAGGAGCGUUAAAAGGAUUUGACGGAUUAAAGGUAUCCGUGCCGAAUUCCGAUUUUAACGUUUCAACUAUUAGUUCUCCGUCAGAACAAACAUCAAAAGGAAAAAAGAUUUCCAGAAACCAGAAAGAUAAAGUAGAAGUUGAACCUCAAACAAAACCUAAUCAAGAUCAUAGAGCGAAAACUACACAAAGUCAGAAAAUUGACGUGUAUGAAUUUAUGGACAGUGAGGACGCCGAGGUGUUCGAUUUUAGGCCUUCAACGCUAAUGGAGAGAUUUAAAAAUAUCGGUAACAGGGAUAUGCCAAGUACCUCUAAAUUAGAUCCGGCGACUGACGAAAUGCAAUUUUCGUGUGAGAGUGGCUCCGAUGGAGAUGACUUUGUGUACGAUGAUUACGUUUGCAGCGACGAUGAGACUGAAAACAGCAUAAUGUCAUGCGAGUUAGGAAACAGCACAACAGGAAUUGAAACUAAGACUAAAAGUAAUUCACCUCUAAAACGAAAAGAUGCAACUGAAAAAAAUGCUGUUAUGGGUAAAAUAUUUAAACAUAACGCUGUCCGCACAGAAAGAAAAGAUAUUGAGAGUGGUGACAAUGUUAGACCACAAGCUAAUUUAGACCAAUUAUUUGAUAGCCUGCUUGUUGAUGAGCCUGAUACACCGUCAGUAAGCACUAAAUUACCAAAGAAAGAUUCAAGUGAACGUGAACCUACACCUUCGAAAAGACAUGUAUCAAAAUCUUCUAAAAGACAUGAGUCCUCGAAACGACACGAUUCUUCUAAAAAGCACGAAUCAUCUAAGAAACAUGACACUUCUAAAAAACACGAUUCUUCACAUGAAUCUUCUAAAAAACAUGAAUCUUCUAAGAAACGUGAUUCUUCCAAGAUCGAGGAAUAUUCUAAAAAACAUGGGUAUUCUGGUAAACGUGAUUCUUCGAAGAAACAUGAAUCUUCUAAACGAACCGAAUCUUCUAAAAGACACGAAUCUUCUAAAAGACACGACUCUUCUAAAAGGCACGAAUCUUCUAAAAGACACUAUUCUUCUAAAAGACACGAAUCUUCUAAAAGACAUCAAUCUUCUAAAAGACACGGUCAUUCUAAGAAACAUGAAUCUUCUACUAAGCAUGAAUAUUCUAAAACACACGAUCCACUGGAUAAACGCGAAACUUAUAAGGAAUAUGAACCUACGUCUCAUAGGAAACCACAAUCUGUAUCAGAUUAUGAAGAAGUGUCUCCACGAAAAUAUGAAGAUGAAGCGUCUAGCAAGCACGGUGUAAAGAGGUCGAAACAACAUUCUGGAAAAGAUUAUCCCUCUACGUCUUACGACACUACAAAUAUUGAUGUUUCAUAUAGUGAUCGACAUGUUCAUACUGAUAAUUUAAUUUGUAAGCCUUCAACUUCUAAGGAUUAUAAUUAUGAAUUAGUUCAAGAAACUGUUCAAUCAUCGCCCAGAAAACACAGUUCUCAUAGAUAUACCUCUAAGUCCUCUUCAGAUGAAUAUCAUUCUUCAACCCCUAAAAAAUCUAGGUUGGGAGGUCAUCGUUCUAGUAAGGAAAGUUUUUAUCCAUCCACAAACAUCUAUUUAAAUGUCAGGUCAGAGAGGCAAUCACGAGAAAUGACAUCAUGUAACCGUGAUUCAAUCGUCGUACACAACAAAGAUAGCGGACCUGCAGAUCUUUAUAUUAAUCAUUUUCGAAAAUAUGCAAGAGACAGAUCGAUAACACCCGAUAUCGAAGAAGGUAAUGGCUCUAAUUCAGAUACCCUGGAUGAAGCAACAUCUGAUGAUGCAGGAGUUGCCCGACAAAGGGCACGUAGGAAAUGUACAGUCGGUAAACAAAAUAUAUUAGCAGAGACAUGGAGCUCAGAAUCAGAGCCCGAAAGUGGUCCACAUCGUGCGAAUAGUACCGAAUCCAAGACAUCCGGAGGUCGAAAAAAGGGAAAGAAGAAGAGAGAGGGACCAUAUGGAAGCCGAAGAGGUGUAAGCCGUCAGAUGCCCAUUUUGAGACAAGAUUUGGAAAACAGAGUAGCACUGUUCAAGCGCACCACAACUAGUUCUGGCGGCGGAGGUAUCCAAGGAAGUAGUAGCGGCGCAGGCCCAAGUUCUGCGGCUGGCUCAUCCGGUCUCUUCCCUUCUUCGUACAGUUCUGGAGGUUCGGCGGGACCGUCUGGGCUGCAUCGUUCCCAUCACUCGCGUUCCUCAGGUUCCAGCUCAUGGUCGUCGGAAACAAACGAUGAGCAUCAUCAACAGCACGGAUGGAUUGUAGGCGUCAGCCAUAAAAAACUAGUAACAAUGUUAGCACACGCUAAAGGACGUAAGCGCAACCAUGAUGAUAAGCGUGAUUAUGUUGAAUAAGGAUUUUAGAUUUCUAUGGUUAUCUUGUAAAUAUGUUGUACAUAAAUGCCCUAGUUCUUUAUUAAUGUCAAUAUGACAUUUUGACCAGAUAACGCUAAAGUUUAAUUGAUUUGAGUUUUGUAAAUACUGUAUAUCAUUUAUAGAAUAUUUAGUUAAAUUUUAUCUGAGCUUUUAAUACUGUAAGGGUCGAAUUGUUAAACGGCCUCUUCCAGUAUUAUGGCCCAAUUUUUAGCGGAAACCUUUUUAAUUGAAAUUAAUUCCCUUGUUUUAAAUUUUGCAUCUUCGUGGGAUGGAGCAUUUUUAUGACAUGAUAUGUAACUUCGAUUCAAUAUUUGAACUAUAGAUAUAUUAGUAAAUUAGAUUUAGCUUCAAGAAUUAUUAUUGGAACACUUUUGAAUUGAAGUAAUGAUUGCAUACCCCCCGCCGACAGUAAUUUUCCAAUAUUGAUGUAUUUUAUUAAUAUAUUAGUAGUAAGGUCGGAGCAUCCAGUCAUAAGCAUUUAUAACAAUUUACAAAUAAUAAAUAAUGUAGUUUAAAGUAAAACAAGAAGUAGUAAUUCCUCAAACUGCAUUGCUGACUUGGUACUAAAUGGAAAUAUUAAUAUGUCGUAAUGUUAGGUGUGUCUGUCCUAAAUGCCCCUACCCUAUCUAUAUGUGUAAUAAAUUAUAUUAAAUAAAAUGAGAAAUCAGAAAUUGUGUUUGAUAUAUAAGUUUUGUAUAUUUUACCUAUCACAAUGUAAUUAAGUGAUAAUCAUAAUCUAUGAAUCAAAUUCUAAUUUAAUAUUGUGACCUUGAGAAUAUAUAUCCAUUGUAGUACUUUUCUAUAGAUUAUAUUGAGUUGUAUGUGAAUCGUAGGGGCAAAUAAAGUGGUCCGGGUAAAUUGUAAUUUUGAAUUAUCGAUUCGUUAAUUAUUUUUGUACAAAACAUAUUUUGCUUUGUCAAUCUACGAGAAAUGUCAAGAGUUGUUAUUUUCUAGUCCAUUAUCAAAAAACGAUAUCAGCCUCAGAGUUAUAUAAAUAUUAUAUUUUGUUCUUUUAGCAUAAAGUUGAACUGAAAUGUUUGAAUGAUGAAUGUGAGGUAAUAUUUACCCUAAGUCGAUUGUUGUGACAUAUAUCAAUGCAAUAUCUGUUCCCUGUCGUUCACAUUGAUAAAACAUAGACUACAAUAUGUGUUAUAGUUUAACAGCCUAACAAAUAAACGCGGUACAAAAUUAAACUUAGGUAUAAACUGAAUAUAAGCAAAAUUUAUAUUAUUAGUACUUAUACUUAGUUUAUUCCCAAGUUUAAUCUUAUAUUGCGUUUAUUUGUAAGGCUGUAAUUAUUUAAGGAUGAUGAGUUUGACAAUUCGGUAGGGUUUUUUUUUUCGAUUCUGAUUU